Messenger RNA from Paracoccidioides brasiliensis Pb18, 714 nucleotides. RefSeq names its product 40S ribosomal protein S6-A. Gene Ontology annotation, biological process: translation. The transcript has 7 exons. Gene Ontology annotation, molecular function: structural constituent of ribosome. Bases 1 to 714 code for a protein of 237 amino acids. The record is from RefSeq and is a predicted model, not a curated record. Gene Ontology annotation, cellular component: ribosome.
AUGAAGCUCAACAUAUCCUACCCGGCCAAUGGGUCACAGAAACUGAUCGAGAUUGACGAUGAACGCAAGCUCCGGCCGUUCAUGGAGAAGCGCAUGGGAACCGAAGUACCUGGCGAUUCUCUGGGAGAUGAAUUCAAGGGAUACCUGUUCAAGAUCACUGGUGGAAACGACAAGCAAGGUUUCCCCAUGAAACAGGGUGUCCUGGUCCCAACUCGUGUCAGACUGCUCCUCAGUGAUGGUCACAGCUGCUACCGCCCCCGCCGAACAGGAGAGAGAAAGCGCAAGAGUGUUCGUGGAGCUAUCACCAACUUCGAUCUCAGCGUCCUCGCCCUCAGUAUCAUCAAGCAGGGUGAAGGAGAAAUCCCCGGUCUCACAGAUGUAGUCAACCCCAAGCGACUCGGCCCCAAGCGUGCCACCAAGAUCCGCAAGUUCUUCGGUCUGGACCCGAAGGAUGAUGUGAGAAAAUUUGUCAUCCGCCGUACCGUUACGGGCAAAAAUGGAAAGGAAUACACCAAGGCCCCUAAAAUCCAGCGUCUCGUUACCCCCCAGCGCCUCCAACGCAAACGCCAGCGGAUCGCUCUCAAGCGCCGUCGGGCUGAGUCUGCCAAGGAGCAAGCUAACGAGUAUGCCAAGCUGUUGGCUGCCCGUGUGCACGAGGAGAAGGCCAAGCGUACCGAACUUCGAAAGCGGAGAGCUUCGUCGAUACGGAAGUAA